Molecule: messenger RNA, 1941 nt
Organism: Python bivittatus (Burmese python)
Lineage: Eukaryota; Metazoa; Chordata; Lepidosauria; Squamata; Pythonidae
Source: RefSeq, a predicted model, not a curated record
AUGGAGAAGAAGCGCAAGAAUAAGAAAGGGAAUGUUGUGAAAUGGCUGAGAGAAGAUUUCUUCAUCUCAGGUCCAUCCAUCUUUUACAACAACAUCUCCAAAGUGGCUAAGGCCUUUGGUGAGCAUCUCUCCCCCCCGCAGAUCACAGAGCUUGUCCUGAAAGCAAUCAGGUCGCUCACACACGAAGACAAGAACAUUUCUCAGGCCGCGGGACUGCUGCUCAGCUCCUUCCUGGAGGAAUGUGGGAUGGACAUGGAGGAACUGCCCAUGAUUAUCAAGGAAGUUUACAGCCGUCUCCCCAAGAUUACUGACCCGGCCACCAAAGAAGAAACGCUGCAGUCAGUGUGUCACCUGGCUUCGAAACGUCUGAACGGAGUGGUAGACAUGCUUCUGGAGUGUUCGGUGGAGUGCGAUAACAGUGCAACACAGAUAUGGAGGGCACUGGUUGCAGACCCGUAUUCCAAUGCCAAGAUUAUGAGACCCCUCCUGAAAAGGCUGCAGGACGAAGAGCCCAUUUCGGAAAGCAACAUGAGGCGAAACAGCAAGUCUAUCAUGCCAAUUGCGGCCACCAAUGCUCUGAGCGUCAUCCUCUCCUUGCCUGAGGCUUCUGAUGCUCUCCAGAACAAAUUCCCCAACCUGCUAAUUGCACUGGCCACGCAGAUCUAUUUCGUGAUGGGGACAGAGAAGCAUGGAUCCAGGAAAACAAGCGUGGCCUCUGAGGUUCUGCCACAAUCCACCCCAUUGAGCACUGCCGUGCAAGCUCUAAAAAACCUGAUUGUGUGUGCCGGCUACAAAAAGGAGUACAAUGCUUUGGGGUCAGUAGGCUGCUGGGGCAUGCUGUCAACUCCAGAGACUUAUUUUGAUGGCAUUCUUCACCUGGUCAGGACCUUGUUUAUGUUUUCCAAACUGCACCUCAAGAUGAUGUUCAAACAGGCCAACACGUACUUGCGCCGUCCUGAUUCAAAAGAGAGGACCAUUGGGAUGGCAUUCUUCACUGAGCUUCUCUAUCACCGUGAGAUAGGACUCUUCUUCAUGAAGCAAGACAUCCUGGAAAUUCUGCACGAAUGGUUGAUGCAACCUUAUCCCACGUUCCGAGCAUUCAGCAUUCGGGGUCUGGGUUACCUAAUGCAGCACUCCCUUGAGAAUGAGUUUUUAGAGCCUGUUUUGAUUCCCCUGAUAAACUGUGCUAGCGAACAAGACAAGAAUGUUGCCAGAGAAUCUAUCAAGACUCUUCAAUAUGCAUUCCGACAUCUGGAUGCUGAGAUCUAUGGAUACAAGGCAACCACUCUUAUCCCACACCUCUUGAAGUAUUUCAGUGAUGAAGACAGUGAACUGCGAUAUUCCUCCAUCGUUCUAUUUGGGACACUCUUGAAAGGAGUGAGAGAGGCACAAAGAGGCAUCAUGAUGGAAGACAUCCUUCGAAAUCUUGUUCCUCUCUUUAUCCAGCUCGCAGAUAGUUGCACCAGAGAAGUCUCCAGGAAUACACUCAACACCUGUGCCUCCUACAUGAACUGGAUGGACAUGCCCAAAAACCUGUUUGAUUAUGAAAUACAUGCCAGUCUCAACAACUUGUACUUAAACAUCUGCCAGUUCAUUGCACUGAAAUACAAGCAAAGGUUUCCCACAAUGCUAACUCAGAUGACGAGUUAUCUGAAGAGCAAGAAUGCCUGCUAUCGAGAGGCAGCUGCCAUAUUAAUUGCAUGCAGUGCCCAGUACAUGAAACCAGAUGUAGUCACCGCGAAAGAAGUUGAAGAUGCUUAUCUGGCGCUCUGGGACCUUCAGGGCGAUUGCGAAGCUUCUGUGGCCAAGGUUGCUGUGGAGUGUAUGGAGGAAGUGUUUCGACACUGCGGCCAUCGCAUUAACCCGAUCCUCAUUCCCAGUCAGCUCCUCACCAAGAUAGCCAGGAACAUAUCCAAGCUGUCCGCUGAGAAGAAGCAGUGA